CUCUCCUGUUACCUGCCGAAUCUCCCAGCUAUUGCUGCCUCUGCCACUCUCCUCCUGGUACCUUUCUUCAUCCGUCAUUCAGCAUAGGGUUCAAAGGUGUGUCCGGAUUAGGGGUCAUCUGGGGUCGGCUUCUGCACAAAGCCAGGCAGGUGGGGCAGGAUUCCAGGGGCAGAUUCCGUAUGUUUGCAUGGAAUGUGAAUAGGGAGGACCAGGAGAGGGAGUAGGGACUGCCUGAAACAUCGCAACAUGGAGAGCUGGAAAGGAAAGUACGCCUCCGGCCUCCGCUUCUCGUUUCGGAAGCGCUACAGUACGGAGAAAGGCGGAACAGUUGACGAAGAUUGCGAAGUCAUUAGUAUUGGCCACAAGAUUGGUGACAUCUCUUACGUGAGCCAAGAAGAGGCCCAGCAGAUUGACCAGGAGUUGUUUAACGAGUAUGCCUACAGCGUGGAUCAGCUGAUGGAGCUGGCCGGGCACAGCUGUGCCGUGGCUCUCGCCAAGUCGUACCCGCUCACCUCGCUGAAGAAGGACGCAACGGUCCUGGUGUGCUGCGGUCCCGGAAACAACGGGGGAGACGGACUAGUGUGCGCAAGACAUCUUAAGAUGUUUGGCUACAACCCGUCAGUGUUCUACCCAAAGAGGACAGACAAGCCGCUGUACAAAAACCUGACCAUCCAGUGUGAGCAGCUGGACAUCCCGUUCCUGUCCCACCUCCCCAAACCACAGCUGCUCAGCGACGGCUUCAGCUACAUCGUAGACGCGUUGUUCGGAUUCAGCUUCAAGGGCGAAGUCAGGCCGCCGUUCGGCGACGUUCUGAAAACGCUGAAGGAAGUCACGGUGCCAAUAUGCAGCAUUGAUGUGCCAUCAGGUUGGGAUGUAGAGGGCGGAAACCCAGAUGGUCUCCAACCAGAGUUCCUCAUCUCCCUGACAGCGCCCAAGAAGUGUGCAGAGAAGUUUGCCGGGAGGUACCACUACCUCGGGGGAAGGUUCGUACCACCAGGGAUCAUCCAGAAAUACGAGUUGAACCUACCGACAUACCCGGGUACGGAGCCCUGCAUCAGGCUGCAUUGACACAUGGGGACAGUCUCAAGUUCUGAGUGUUUUUGUAAGGAAAAUAUCAGUUGCUAUUGAAGGUUGCAUCAUUGUGAGGUUAACGUUGUGUAGAAAUUUUUCUUAAAUUUUGAGGCAAGUUUCUGUGCAAUUUUUGAA
This is a messenger RNA of Branchiostoma floridae (Florida lancelet), 1206 nucleotides long. Its product is annotated as NAD(P)H-hydrate epimerase. The record is from RefSeq and is a predicted model, not a curated record. Gene Ontology annotation, molecular function: NAD(P)HX epimerase activity. The transcript has 4 exons. Gene Ontology annotation, cellular component: mitochondrion. NCBI's taxonomy places the organism in Eukaryota, Metazoa, Chordata, Leptocardii, Amphioxiformes, Branchiostomatidae. Bases 247 to 1068 code for a protein of 273 amino acids.